Gopherus flavomarginatus (Mexican gopher tortoise) is the source of this 12582-nucleotide messenger RNA. RefSeq names its product myosin IXA (gene MYO9A). The transcript has 43 exons. Lineage: Eukaryota; Metazoa; Chordata; Testudines; Testudinidae. Gene Ontology annotation, molecular function: ATP binding; protein binding; GTPase activator activity. The record is from RefSeq and is a predicted model, not a curated record. The coding region runs from base 281 to 8293 and encodes 2670 amino acids. Gene Ontology annotation, biological process: intracellular signal transduction; positive regulation of GTPase activity. Gene Ontology annotation, cellular component: myosin complex.
GGUCCGCGCAUCUGUUGGGCACGCGCGCCGGUGUGUGUCGCGCGCGGGCUAGUUGGGCAGCGCGAGACGCGCAGUAUCUGUGCGAGUCAGGGCGGGCGGGAGCUGGUGCCGGAGGAGCCUGGAGAGCGACCUCCCUGCCAGUGAUUCCGAGCGAGCGGCUGCGGCAGCUGGGAGUGAGCUGAGGGAUGCGCCGCGUCCCCAACACUCAGUGUUGAUGUCAUGACAGCAUACUGGACUGUUCUAAAGAUGCACUGCAGGUACUGAUGGGAAGGGGAUCAAUAUGAAUGUAAAUGAUGUUGGAGGAAGACGACGCUUUGAGGACAGUGAGUUUACACUACACGUAUAUCCUGGGAGCAUUGCUGAAGGAACCAUCUAUUGCCCUAUUACCGCCAGAAAAACAUCAACAGCUGCUGAGGUAAUAGACUCUCUCAUUAAUAAACUCCAACUCGACAAAACAAAAUGUUAUGUCCUAGCAGAGGUGAAGGAGUUUGGUGGGGAGGAAUGGAUUCUCAACCCUACAGACUGCCCUGUCCAACGCAUGAUGUUGUGGCCCCGCAUGGCCCUGGAGAACCGACUGAGUGGGGAAGACUAUCGCUUCCUUCUGAGGGAGAAGAAUCUAGAUGGGUCUAUUCAUUAUGGCAGUCUACAGUCCUGGUUACAAGUGACAGAAGAGCGUCGCAGGAUGAUGGAACGUGGAUUCCUUCCUCAGCCACAGCAGAAGGACUAUGAUGAUUUGUGCAGUUUACCAGAUUUAAAUGAGAAAACACUCUUGGAAAAUCUCAGAAACCGCUUUAAGCAGGAAAAAAUUUAUACCUAUGUAGGCAGCAUUCUGAUAGUCAUUAAUCCAUUCAAAUUUCUCCCCAUUUACAAUCCCAAGUAUGUCAAAAUGUAUGAUAAUCAUCAGCUGGGAAAGCUGGAGCCCCAUAUUUAUGCUGUGGCUGAUGUGGCCUACCAUGCUAUGCUUCAGCGCAGGAAGAACCAGUGCAUUGUGAUUUCAGGAGAAAGUGGGUCAGGGAAAACACAGAGCACAAACUUUCUGAUUCAUCACCUCACUGCUCUCAGCCAGAAGGGAUUUGUUAGUGGAGUAGAACAGAUUAUUCUUGGAGCUGGACCAGUGCUUGAGGCUUUUGGAAAUGCAAAGACAGCGCAUAAUAACAACUCCAGUCGCUUUGGCAAGUUUAUUCAAGUGAAUUACCAGGAAACAGGCACUGUGCGAGGAGCUUAUGUUGAAAAGUAUUUACUGGAGAAAUCCAGGCUAGUCUAUCAGGAACACAAUGAACGGAACUACCAUGUAUUUUAUUACCUUCUGGCAGGAGCAAGUGAGGAAGAAAGAUCAGCAUUCCAUCUUAAACAACCCGAGGAGUAUCAUUACCUCAAUCAGAUGACAAAGAAACCCCUCAGACAGAGCUGGGAUGAUUAUUACUAUGACUCUGAGCCGGAUUGUUUCUCUGUUGAAGGGGAAGACCUGAAGCAUGAUUUUGAGCGCUUACAACUGGCCAUGGAGAUGGUGGGAUUUCUUCCCAAGACUCGCAGACAAAUUUUCUCUCUCUUAUCUGCAAUACUACACUUGGGUAACAUCUGUUACAAAAAGAAAACAUACCGGGAUGAUUCUAUAGAUAUUUGUAACCCUGAAGUACUACCUAUUGUCUCAGAAUUGCUGGAGGUAAAAGAAGAGAUGCUGUUUGAAGCCCUGGUUACCAGAAAGACAGUGACAGUGGGAGAGAAGCUUAUUUUACCAUACAAACUUGCAGAGGCCGUGACUGUGCGGAAUUCCAUGGCUAAAUCAUUGUACAGCGCCCUGUUCGAUUGGAUAGUUUUUCGAAUUAAUCAUGCACUUUUGAAUACAAAGGAUGUGGAGGAAAGCACUAAGACUUUGUCCAUUGGAGUACUUGAUAUCUUUGGGUUUGAAGAUUAUGAAAAUAACAGCUUUGAACAAUUCUGCAUUAACUUUGCUAAUGAACGCUUACAGCACUACUUUAACCAACACAUCUUUAAACUAGAGCAGGAGGAGUACAGAGCAGAAGGCAUCAGCUGGCACAACAUAGACUAUAUAGAUAAUUCUGGUUGUAUAAAUCUUAUCAGCAAGAAACCAACAGGACUGCUCCACCUGCUGGAUGAGGAAAGCAAUUUUCCACAAGCCACAAACCAAACGCUACUGGACAAGUUUAAGCGUCAGCAUGAGGGGAAUUCUUACAUUGAAUUUCCAGCCGUGAUGGAGCCGGCUUUUAUCAUAAAUCACUAUGCUGGAAAAGUGAAAUACGGAGUGAAGGAUUUCCGGGAGAAAAACACAGAUCAUAUGCGGCCAGACAUUGUAGCUCUCCUAAGAAGCAGCAAGAACGCCUUUAUCUGUGGGAUGAUAGGGAUUGAUCCAGUGGCUGUGUUCCGCUGGGCAGUCCUCAGAGCUUUUUUCAGGGCUAUGGUUGGUUUUAGGGAGGCUGGAAAACGAUACACUGAGAAGAAAACUGGGCAUGAUGAUGCAGUGCCAUGUGCGGUUUUGAAAAGUGUGGAUAGUUUUAGCUUUCUACAUCACCCAGUCCAUCAGAGGAGCUUAGAGAUCCUGCAGAGAUGCAAGGAGGAGAAGUACAGUAUUACUCGGAAAAGCCCAAGAACGCCCCUUUCAGAUCUUCAGGGAGUUAACACCAUCAAUGAGAAAACACAGCGCGAUACCUAUGGAGUUGGCUGGACUGGCAGGAUGGGAAUCCGACAAGGCCGACUCUCUAGUUCUAGCUCCUUCCUAGACAAAGAUGGAAUAUUUGUUAAUUCGACCAACAGCAAGCUGCUGGAGAGGGCCCAUGGCAUUCUCAUGAGAAACAAGAACUUCAAAGCCAAACCCAAUCUCCCAAAGCACUUGUUGGAGGUGAAAUCUCUCAAGCACCUAACUAACCUGACACUGCACGAUCGCAUUACAAAGUCUCUUCUCCACCUCCAUAAGAAGAAGAAACCACCCAGCAUCAGUGCACAAUUCCAGGCAUCCCUCAACAAGUUGAUGGAGACUCUUGGUCAAGCAGAGCCUUAUUUUGUCAAGUGCAUUCGAUCUAAUGCUGAAAAGCUCCCUCUGAGGUUCAGUGACAGCCUGGUGCUUAGGCAGCUGCGAUAUACAGGAAUGCUGGAGACAGUUCGAAUUCGGCAAUCUGGGUACAGCUGCAAAUAUUCCUUCCAGGACUUUGUGAACCAUUUCCAUGUUCUGCUGUCACGAGGAAUCAGCCCAUCUAAGCACAACAUCCAUGAUUUCUUCAGGAAAAUAAAGCUCAGUCCAGACAAUUAUCAAGUUGGGAGAACAAUGGUUUUCAUGAAGGAGCGGGAGCGCCAGCUUUUGCAGGAUUUGCUGCACCAGGAGGUACUCCGGAGGAUUACUCUACUGCAGCGUUGGUUUCGCGCUAUACUGGAGAGAAGGCACUUCUUGAACUUGAGGCAGGCAGCAGUGAUCAUACAGAGGUACUGGCGCAGUUAUCAGAGUAGAAAGCAAGCUGAAGACUCCCUAGUUGAUCCUCUCCCUUUCAGCAAUGCAGCACUUGUUCUCCAGGCCCACUGGCGAGGUUUUGUGGAGAGGCGAAGAUUCCUGCAGAUGCGGGAUGCAGCCUUCAUCAUCCAGAACUAUUGGCGGGAAUGCUCUAGGCGUAGGCAUGCCGCAGCCAUGUGCAUACAAGGAGGCUGGCGAGGUUACUGCACAAAAAGACUCUACAGGGUCAAGAGAAAUAAAAUCAUCCUAUUGCAAGCAGCAUGCAGAGGUUACAUAGCACGGCAAAGAUUUAAAGCUUUAAAAGAGCAGAGAUUAAAAGAGAGACAGCUGGAGAAUGGAGUGUCAAUCAGAGAAGAGGAUAGACUGGAGGCAGAUGAUGCUAUGAAAAUUAGGGGCUCAGACCCAUCUAAGUGGGAGGAUGGAUCGUUUGAACAGCGGGUGAGAGCUGUAGAGGAACAUAAAUCAGUAAUAGAGAAUAGUCGGGUUAAUCAUGCUGAUCCAGUAGACAGUUCUGGAGACUUACUGUACAAAAGACACGAGAGAGCCAGCAGCCAAAGUGGCAUGGACAUUGAAGAGGAAGUAGUUGUGAGAGAGAGGCCUAAAUCAUUGGAGGAUCUCAACCAGAAAAAAGUGGUCCGGGCAAAAAGAGAAAGCCGGAGAAUGCGUGAAUUGGAACAAGCAAUAUUUAGCUUGGAAUUGCUUAAGGUCCGGUCCACUGGCGGAGUGUCUCCCUCAGAGGAGCGUCGGUGGUCCACAGAGCUUGUGUCGGAGGUCCUUCAUUCUCCUCAGGGUACCCCAGAGAGUGAAAGCUCUCAGGGGAGCUUAGAAGUGUUAAGCUGUGAGGAUACUCAAAAGAAUAAACUUGAUUCUCCAGUUUUAGAAGAGCAAGACAUGCAGUCUGUCUCCACUGAGACCCAGGACUCUUUACCUCACAGUCCUAAGCCUGAUUUGCAGGACACAACCUUCUCAGCAGAUGUGAACAGCAACUUAUCUAACAGAAAAAGGACACCAUCAAGUUCUGAGUUAUCAGAGAGUCUUGCUACUAAGGAGCGGAUGGUCUGUGAUACCCAGAAUGUUAUCUACAAAAUGCAUCCAAGAGAGACCUUCAUUCCUAGAAAUCUGCCUACUUUUUACAUUCCACCACAGGACACCCAGAAAGCACAUCAGUCACUAAUGGAGAAUAACUUGAAGAACAAACUAAUGGAAAAGGAAGGAAAACCAGGUACAUUUCCUGAGGUUCAGAAAGAUACAGAGCCAGGCAGGCAGGGCCAGGGCAAAGCCUUGGAUGAAGAGAGAGGAGAAAACCAUCCUGUCAAGCAAGAGGAAAGCCUGCCUGCUCUUGCAUCAGAUACACAUUCUUCAGACUCUGUUAUCAGGAGACUUGAGAAGCUGAAUGUGGAGAAGGAGGAGCGACAAAAGCAGCUGCAGCAGCAAAAUGAGAGGGAGAUGAUGGAGCAGAUCCGCCAGCAGAAGGAAAUUCUGGAGAAACAACGCAAAGUUUUUGAGCAGUUUGAGAGACAAGGGAGGGGAGAGGCCUUGCAAAGGACUGAGCACAGCAGAAUCAAGGAUCCCUCACAAGGAGUGUCUCACAGACUCCCAAAGAAAACAGACAACAGGCCUCAAUCUCUCCUCAUCCUGAAUCCCCAGAGCAAAAGGGAAAAUUGCCAGAUUGUGAAUACAACACCAACCUCAUCAGUGGAUAUUAAAGGGCUCACAGUUGCAAAGAAAGGGAGCCCCCCAGCCCACAUAGCACAGAAGGACAGGCCUGUCAGCAUGUUCCUGGAGCGAAAAGAAGGUCAACCUGGAAUGACACAGGAAUCAACCAGAACAGAUCGGUGGAUUUCAAAACUGGCUGUGGAAUCUGUGGACUUCUCUAGCAGCCACGCUGCAAGAACAGAGCGCCUCAGGCAACCCCAAAUUCCCAACCAGAGCACCGACGCCUCUUCUAGUGAGCCACGGGCUAGUGCUAUUUUCUUCACACCAAAAGACAGUCAUUUCCUUUUCAACAAGGAAUCUUCAAAUCAUCAAAUCCUUUCGAAAGAUGAACUACCUAGAAAGCCACUAAAGUUCCCUGGGCCAGGCAGAGGGGGGGUUGCCAGACCGGCCCAUAAAAAGAAAGCCCGCAUGGCGCGGACGCGCUCCGAUUUCUUGACUAGAGGUACUUUUGCUGAUGGGGAGGGGGAUACCGAGGAAGAUGAUUACGAUGACAAUUUUGAGUUCCUUCUCUCCCCUGACCAACCUCCUCACCUUGAGCCAGGGCCUACAGCCAGACUUGGGCAGGCUUGUCACAGUGACUCCGAAAUGACAUUGCAGCGUUUCACAUCAAGUGAAGGCCAAACAAAGCUUCAUAAAACAAUGUCUCAGGGUGAGAUUGGGAAGCUGGCAACUGUUCAGAAGAAUCUGCCUGCCGACGGAAGGCCUCAGAGAGCCAAGAUGAGAUUCUGGGUGAAAGGGAAACAGGGAGACAAGAAAACACCCAGAGAGAAGCUUACAACCCAGUCUGAGCUGCUUGAGCUGUAUACAGAGCAAGAGGAACCAAACAUAGAAGUGACUCCUGGCCUCCAGCUUAGUGAAGAGUUGGGUUCACAUCACCUGACACCCCCAAGGAGUCCAGAGCUGUCAGGCAUCUACAAAAGGGAAUUUAAGGAGAACAAGGAGCCAUCUCCCAAAGUGAAGCGUAAGCGCAGCGUGAAGAUCAGCAGCUUGGCACUGGAGCCUGUACAGUGGCAGAAUGACUCUCUGCAGAUCAUAACCAGUGCUGGUGACUUGAAAAGCAUGGAUGAGUUUCUCCUGAAAAAGAUGAAUGAUCUGGAUAAUGAAGACAGUAAGAAGGACACACUUGUGGAUGUGGUGUUUAAGAAAGCAUUAAAAGAAUUCCGGCAAAACAUCUUUAGCUUUUACUCAUCAGCUUUGGCGAUGGAUGAUGGGAAGAGCAUCCGGUAUAAAGACCUGUAUGCCCUGUUCGAGCAGAUUCUGGAGAAAACCAUGAGGCAAGAGCAGAGGGAUUGGAGUGAAUCACCCGUCAAAGUUUGGGUCAACACCUUUAAAGUAUUCCUUGAUGAGUAUAUGACAGAAUACAAACCUCUGGAUUACAGUGCUGCAAAGGUGCCAAAAACAGAGAGAAAAAAGAGAAGAAAAAAAGAAGCAGAUGUGGUGGAAGAGCAUAAUGGUCACAUCUUUAAGGCAACCCAGUACAGCAUCCCCACAUACUGCGAGUACUGCUCCUCCUUGAUCUGGAUAAUGGACAGGGCUUCUGUUUGUAAAUUAUGUAAGUAUGCUUGUCACAAGAAGUGCUGUCUUAAAACCACAACCAAGUGCUCCAAAAAGUAUGAUCCUGAGCUUUCAUCACGGCAGUUUGGGGUUGAGCUCUCCCGACUGACCAAUGAGGAGCGAGCGGUGCCACUGGUGGUGGAGAAGCUCAUAAACUACAUUGAAAUGCAUGGAUUGUACACUGAGGGCAUUUACAGGAAGUCAGGCUCAACCAAUAAGAUAAAGGAGCUCCGACAGGGUCUUGACACAGAUAUUGACAACGUAAAUCUAGAUGACUACAAUAUUCAUGUCAUUGCCAGUGUUUUCAAACAGUGGCUGAGAGAUUUGCCCAAUCCUCUCAUGACCUUCGAACUCUACGAGGAAUUUCUGCGAGCUAUGGGCCUGCAGGAGAGGAAGGAGACCAUCCGAGGUGUGUACUCUGUCAUUGAUCAGCUCUCUCGCACCCACCUCAAUACCCUGGAACGCCUCAUCUUUCACCUUGUGAGGAUUGCCCUGCAGGAAGAGACCAAUCGAAUGUCAGCUAAUGCCCUGGCCAUUGUGUUUGCUCCCUGUAUUCUCCGCUGUCCUGACACAACUGACCCACUGCAGAGCGUUCAGGACAUCAGUAAAACAACCACCUGUGUGGAGUUGAUUGUCAUAGAGCAGAUGAAUAAAUACCGGGCUCGUCUCAAGGAUAUCAACAGCCUGGAGUUUGCUGAGAACAAAGCAAAAAGCAGGCUGUCUUUGAUCCGCAGAUCAAUGGGCAAAGGACGUCUAAGGCGUGGAACUUUCCCGAGUCCAACAUCUCCUGUUUCAGUGCGAUUACCCUCCGUGUCUGAUGUUUCUGAGGAGACCGUGAGUAGUGAGGAGGCAAUGGAGAUGGAUGUCACAGAUCAGCAGCAGGCAGCUAUGCAGCAAGAGGAGAGAGUGCUGACUGAGCAGAUUGAGAGCUUGCAAAAGGAAAAGGAGGAGCUGACUUUUGAGAUGCUUGCACUGGAGCCCCGAGCCUCUGAUGACGAAACCCUUGAGUCUGAAGCUUCCAUUGGCACUGCAGAUAGCUCAGAAAAUUUGAACUUUGACUCUGAAGGGGCUAUCUCUGAUCGAUCGGAGAGAAGUUUAGCACUUAGUUCACUGAGGCCUGUCAAGAUCGAAUCCACGAGCAGGUUGCGAAGGCAACUGAGGAAGCAGCAAGACUCUCUGGACUCAGUGGAUUCUUCGGUUUCUUCUCCGUCUUCAUCCUCCUCAUCCUGCUUACCUCACAUGACUAGGAAACGAUUCCAAAUGUACUCCAAGUCGCCCUUCUAUCGAGUUGUUGCUCCUGGCAAUAUCACUGAGCAGAGGCUGGGACUUGAAGGGUUACCAGGGCAGCUUAGGGGUCUGGAUGACAGGCCCCAGUUCACCAGCAGAGGGACGUUCAGCCCUGAGAAAGGCAAACAGAAACUGAAGAAUGUGAAAAACUCACCCCAGAAAACCAAAGAGCUCCCAGAGCGGGCAGCUGGGGCAGGCCGGAAAAGAAACACUGAAGCAGACUGCAGCAGCACCCAGCAGCUGGUGCUUUUUGGGAACAGUGAGUUCAUGGUGUGAACCAGUUGCCCAAAAUCUCCUCAUUGCUGCAAACGAGUGAUAGCAUCUCACCUUUGGUAUCUUCCCCCUCAUCAUCACCGCCGCCACCACCACCAUUGUAGAGUUACUGCCAGCUGCCCAUGCAAAGCAUUUAUUCACUAAUUGCUUGGGCUUCCAACCUUGCAUUGCCAGUACUACAGGGAGCAGAAGACUAACUCUUAACAAAAGCCUGUUGGGGACAGUUUCAGCAGUGGCCUUAGCUCUUUUUAAUAUUUUGGAACUCAAAACCUGCCAGGUUUUUCUGACUGGGGACUCAGAACAAAAGAAAAUAAAUUGGGGGAAGAAUUGCUGGUGAGCUCUGUUUUACUUCCCAUCAGCCCCUGGCUUUCUCUCUCUGAGCAGAGGAAAUGGGGAAAGGGAAAAUCAAGCCGCCAGGUAACGCCAACAGGAUCUUGGAGUUUGGGGAGCUGGUCCACACCUGUCUUGACCUUGAUGUGAAAGCUGCAGACUGUGUGUUUGUGCUGGGAUGAAGCAUAAACUCCUCUUUACAAGGAACCACAGCAAAGAGUAGACCAAGCCCUUUGUUCAGAGCUAUUUAUAAUGCACUCCGUGUUGUUGUCAGGUGAUAAUAAAAAGCUAUCAUUUCCAUUCAAGCAAUCAGAGCAUGUCUCAAAACUCCCACCACACAGACCUGCAAUGAAAAGAGAGUGAUUUUUAUUUUUGUUGUUGUUGAUAUGUCAGGAAAACUAAUGCCAGUUUCACUCCUGGUUAGUUCAAGCCAAAUACUUGUGCCGAAUUUUCAAUAGCCAUAACUAAUCCUGUGAUCGAGGCACAAAGAAGCAUUUCUAAAAAACAAAGGAACCUUUAGAAAUAUAAACCUAAAACAUUACGACCACAUCACAACCCUGAAGUGCUGCCUACUUGUAUACACUGACCAAGUGAACAAUGGUUAACAGUUCCAGUGAAGGACAGGAACUUCUCAACCAAGCAGCAAACUCAUGCAGACAAAACAGCACUAUUUUAAUUGCAGUGUUAAAUCAAAAGGAAAUGCAUGGAAAAGUGUUAAGGAAAAUUUUCCCAAAGUAAUCUGUUUUUAAAAUGUGACCUUAACCAACUUUCUCCCCUUUUCUCAGAUCAUCAGUAUUAAAAGCAAAAAGAAAAAAAAUCAAGGACUACUUUUUGUUAGUACUCUGGUUACUGAAGUUCACUGUAUAUAUAUUUUAAAGGUUUUUAUUUCCCGCCUGGAUGGAACAUUUUUGCCAGGAAAAGAAAGGGAGAAGUGAGGGAAGGUAGAAUAGCCCCUAAGAUUAUUGCAGGGAAAGAAAUGGCACCAUUUUUCACCAUAGUGCGUCACCAUUCACCAUGUCUCAGCUCACUGAACAUUUUGUGAGAUUAACAACCUGCCUAAACUGCUUAGAACACGUGAGAAGCUGAUGCAUGUGCACCUCUCACUGUAAAUGUGACACCUUUUGUCAAGGCAAGUAUGUGACAAAUGUUUGUUUAAAAAGUUCUCACUAGAUCUCUUUAGAGUAAGACAAGCAGUGUCAUUCUGUCAGAUCAAGGCUAGAUUUGUUAUUCAUGAUGUCAUCCUGUGACUUGCCCCAGCACAGAUGUUGCUGUAACACUUUUAAAAAGCAGAUUUGUAGGAAUCUAAUUUUUAAGCUUAGAGUCAGUAGUCCAGGAGGUCACUUAGUGACUUGGAACUUUAUGGGGAUGUCCCUACAUGUUAGUCUGCAUCCAUGGUCACAUGGAUGAAGACCAGCAAUCCCAGAGUAUCAUUCAGAGAAAUUACAGAUGCCAGGCCAUUUCCCUAAGCAGCCAGGAAUAUGCUGAUGCUGAGAGUAGGAGUUGAUUAGAAGGGGCUUCAGGACCUGAGUUAGAAUAAUUAGCUGAAUAAAUGCUGGAUUGGACCUGCCAGUUAACCUGCUAGUUCUGUCCUGGGUAAUGUUCUGAAGCCAAAUGUGGUUGUAACCUUGAUCCUCCUAAUCAGAAAUAGCAACACUGGUUUGUGUGCCUGACCUUUCUCUCUCUAGCAUCCAAGAGUAACGGGAAAAGACAUUUGCAUUUCAUAAUAUUGCUGGAUAAUGAUUUUAUUAUUUUACCUCCAUAAUAUGGAACUAGAAGUAUCAUGCAACUCCUAGUAACCCCUAGGUUUAAUGAUUCCUUCCUCUCAGACUUCACUGGUGGGGAGCGUGUUCCUCGGCUGGUUGAACCUGCAUUUCUUUAGAGGGAUUUAUUUAUUUUUUUUUUUUUUUGCAGUGAAAAAAUGUUAUUUAGGCCACUUUUACCAGAGAGGUGAUGACAUGGAGCAGGGACAGGGAUAUACAGUUCCUGCUUUGACCUCUGUGGAUUUAAUUAUGUCAAACUCUUUAGUUCUAAAGUUGCUAAUUUAAUAGGUCGCUAGCCAUUUUACAGAUCAACCAAGAAACCCCUGGCAAGGUGGGUGGUGGUUAUGAAGGUGGAAAGUAACUAAGGAAAUGCUGCAGGGCACCCAAACCCUUCAGAAGCCAAUUAUAAGAUUACCCCAAAAAUGCAUAUGAAGUGGGCUGUGUUCUCUGUGCUUCACACUGUGUAUCAUCUCCCAUGUGAAAUCAGAAUGCUGCUGGAACUUUUGCUGAGGCUCCUUCAGGCAGAAUAGUACACAGCUUGCUUUUCUUAAGCUGUACUGGGUUCUGCAAGACUGAUUCAGAGCAUACUUUAUGAAGGAGCCACUUUUACAGAGUUACUUUUGGGAUCAUCAUCUGAUAGAGAGAGAAUCCCUGUUAUAAGGCUCUGCAGAUGGAAUCCUUAGAAAUAGGACAGGACUCAGUUUUCAGCAGGGAUUAUUUCUAUUUACCUUCUUCCGAAGGUUUUUGCACCCAUUGGCUUGCUGGUUCUUCAAUAAUGUUGAUUAUUGAGCUACAAAAUUCUGCAGAAGCAAUGGGUCAGGAUGGGGAGAAACAUGAUAAAGUUUUCACAAAAGGGGGUACAGGUUGCUGUCCCCUUCAGAGUUGUACUUAAUAUUGCCAUGCAAGGAAUUAAGUUUGGGAUUCCCCCAACAGUGUCCACACCUGCAGAAACAGCAUGCAUCUGCCCACAUAUGAUAGCAGAGGCUGCAAGUCAUACUGCUGUUACAGCCUUUUCAGUUGGGUCGAGUGGAGGAUACACAGGGAGCUAUGGAUAGCUGCCUCCACUCAAGGAAUGAGAUUUAACAUUAGCUGAAGACUGUUAAUACCGGAAAAGCAUCAGGGGCUCCAACAUUGAUUUAUCAAGCCUGGCUUUGUUUAGAUUAAGGAACAGUCUGUCUGUCCUUCUCCCCCAUGGUGUUGUUGAAGAGGAAUUACAUAAGCACUUGUAAUUAAGAUGUUAAGCACCAAACAGUCUGAACACCACUUCCCAUUAGAAAUCAAAUGUGUAUGGUUCAAAAGGCGAUAUACACACAGGAAGCCCUGAAUGAAAACGUGGCUUUCGACACACCCGCCUCUGCUGUUCUCAGGGUUUCUGACCCUCCACAAUGAAUCCACUUAAGUUCUGCAACAGUAACUCUAGGCUUCAGAUACACUCCAGGGGUGUCCUAGCUUUCCUUUCUUCCAAUCCAAGAGCAUUCAUUUCAGCCAGAACCCUCCCACUCACCGCUUUCCUUUUAUCUUGUCUUGAAGGGGGGAGGGGGAGACAGUGAAAAGGUUUCAGUGGGUCCAGACUGUGUGUUCUGUUUUUGUCAUCGUUUAAUUAUUAUUUUGAACACAGGCACGGGAUAGACCAAUCCUUUGUUUCGUUCCCCAUCCGCGUUUAAGCCUGAUGCCUGUCUUCCCAGUCCUGUCACGCAGUAGGUAAGCGAUAGGUUCUCAGAGAUGAUACACUCCUUGUACCAAGUGAAUGUACUUACCACUGGAAAGGAUAGGGGCUGCAUAUUAUUAUUAAUUAUUAUUAUUUGUAAUGGAAAUUUUAAAAGUAAUUUAUAAGAAUGCUGAGUGUAAAUUUAAAAAGCAAAGUCUGUAUUGUAAAAGGAUAUAUUAUCCUGUGUCAUACGCUCUAUACGUUUUACCUGUUUAGGAAAAAAGAAUAUAUAAAGGAGAAUGAUUUCUCUUACCACAGAGCCAGAUUGCAUGCCACAGUGCAGUCAGCUGGCACUUUGUAAUUUCAUGUCAGUAGGUUUUCUUUAUUUUUUUUAAUUAAUGUUGUUUUUUUCCUUCUGGAACAAGGCCGUCAUAUGUAUAAAGUGCAAUUUGUGUAAUAUUUCUUAAAUAUAUACUGUAUGGCUGUACAAAACCAACUUUAUGAACAAAUAACCCCUAGCUUAUUAAAGAACAAAGCUAUUAAAAAGCAAAGAA